AAUGGAGCCUGGCGGGUAAUACUAGUACUAAUUUAAUUUCUUCCCUUUUUCCUGGCAAGAAAUUUCCCUCUAACCGUCUUUCUGCUCCAUAUUUUUUUCUCUCCUUUUCUCCCCGUGAGAUCAUCAGGCAUUGCCAAUUCUCCGCUCUUCCACAUGAACUCCAGCUAAUUCCCUCCCUUUGCAUCUGGUUCAAUUGCUCUGUUGCCGCCGCCAUGUACGACUUCUCCGCUGGCUCCGAGUCCGUACGCGUCGGGUUGCCGCCCGCGUCGCUCUUCCGACUGCCUCCUCACAGAGCCCCCGACGCCCUUCCUCCUCCCCAGCUCGCGGAACCGACGUGGUACCAGCCGUUCAAUAUCUCAGCGUCAGUGUACGGGAAGGCCCUGGAUUGGCGUGUCCCAAUUGCCAUCGCCUCCGUCUAUGCCACCACCGUCGUUCUUCUGAAUCGUGUCAACGCCCGUCGUGGAUUCAAGCCGUAUGCGUUCAGCAAGACCAAGGCAUUCAAGUUCUUCGUCAUUGUCCACAAUGUCUUCCUUGCAAUCUACUCCACAUGGACGUUCGUGGGCAUGCUGCGUGCUUUCCGUGCCUCGUGGCCCCGCCAGGAUGAACCCCACGGCCUGACGGCUGUCGUAGAUACCAUGUGCAGGUUCAAUGGCCCUCAUGGCUAUGGCAAUGCUGCCAUGUACAACCCAGAGACCCUCCAAUGGACAAACGCAAACCCCGCCUUGUUGGCUGAAGGCGCCGCUCCGUCCGACGAGUCUGGGCGCAUGUGGAAUGAGGGUCUCGCGUAUCUCGGCUGGCUGUUUUACCUGUCCAAGUUCUACGAAGUUCUGGACACUGCCAUUAUCCUUGCUAAGGGCAAGAAGAGUUCCACCCUGCAGACUUACCAUCAUGCUGGUGCUAUGAUGUGCAUGUGGUCUGGUAUCCGGUACAUGGCUUCUCCCAUUUGGAUCUUCACGCAGGUCAACUCAGGGAUCCAUGCUUUGAUGUAUACCUACUAUACCCUCAGUGCCUUGAACUUCCGUGUCCCGACUUCGAUCAAACGUAGCUUGACCACCAUGCAGAUCUUGCAGUUUGUCUUCGGAUCGAUGUUGGCUGCCUCGUACUUGUUCGUUUACUACACGAUCCCCUUUCCUCGCGAACUUCAAAGCCUGUCUGGUGCUGCUCAUAUCGCUUCGUCAGCGGUCGAGACUGGCGUUGCCACCGCCUCUGCAGGUAAACUGUUUUCCGGUCUGAAACAGAUCGCUCUUCGUGCCGUGGGAUCAACAGUGACCAAGACCGUCAAUGCACAACAGCCCUUGGGAGCAGGUGCCCUCAAUGCUGUUGCAGAGGCUCUGCCCGUUGAUGUUGAUUACCGCAUGUUCACCUGUCUUGAUACCACCGGCCAGGCCUUUGGCGUCUGGCUCAACGUGAUGUACCUGCUGCCUUUGACCUACCUUUUCGUCCAGUUCUUCAUUCGUUCUUACCUCUACCGGAAAGAUCCUGGCACUCAUCUUCCAACUCCGAUCCAUGCGGCGGAGAAGGCGGGAAUGGACGCCAUAAAGGGAGUUAGCCGCGAGAUGCACAAAACUGUCAGCGACAUGGGCGAUCAGAGGAACGGCCGGGCAUGAAGACCGAAGUAAUUCCUCUUCAGUCUUUUUCUGAUCGAUCACCGACCGCUGAAGUGGAGUAUUAGUAACCCGCAAGACCCAUUUCACCAUGUGUCGGAUGAUACCAUGCAUUCGUUCGCUGCCUUUGGAUACGUGUCCCAUCGGCCUAAUUGGCCUUCCGUCCCGUCAUGGAACGUUCGUUGUUAAACGCAAACAGGGGGCCCAUUCUUUUCCUCGCCUAUUAGAUAGAUUAACAUCUGCCACAUCACGCAUGCAGAUAUACAUCCUUCCGAAGAUUUCUUGGCUACGACUCUGACAGUUGUUGGAUACCAACAAAGUCCACAAUUCAAACUUGGGAAAUAAACGAAUUCUUUCCAAUAGAAAGAAGCCCCCCUUCCCCCCGUUGUCAUCUGCCUACCUGCCUGAGACUCGACUGAUGCUCUAUGGUUUUUCUUCCCCUUUUCUUUCAUUCUGUCAAUUUCAGGCGAAACCUUUUUAAUUUCUUUUUCCAGCAUUGUUGCUAUUGCUCGCUUUCCUGGCGAUGUAUCAAAUAAUAUGUACAGCAGGUAUGCAUCAGUCAGCUGGCGCACAAGGGUGGUGUGACAAAAGCGGGAGGGUUAUAAUACUGGCUAUAUACGGGGAUAGGCAAAUUGACUGGAUUUGGGUAUUGUUCUUCUCUAUUGAAAAUGAUAGUAAUUAGUACUCUGGCUGCAAAAGAUCGUGGAAGGGUGACUGCCCUAAUUGCUGCUAGGGCUAGGGCUAAGGCGGUAGCCACCAAGUCUUCUGACUGGUUGAUAGGUCUAUCGAGGUUCACCGCCUUUGAUAUAUGAUAUGGCAUCAAUUGAGGUCAUUCUCUCUAUGCCCCAGGUUAGGUAGAGAAUAGAAAAGAUCUACAGAGAC
Molecule: messenger RNA, 2486 nt
Organism: Monascus purpureus
Lineage: Eukaryota; Fungi; Ascomycota; Eurotiomycetes; Eurotiales; Aspergillaceae
Source: the annotation of a GenBank genome assembly